GAGCUUCUCGCGACCUUCCUGCCCUUCAUCUUCAAGAAGGCGGCGAUUGAAGGCCUCCUUCCGCGCGUCGGCGGCUUGCUCCAGCUGCUCCAGGGGGAAGUCUACGAACCGCAGUCCAAGGCCGUUCCCCUAGGGAAGUUUCGACCGAUGAGGAUGUCAUUCAUGCAUCUCGUUGAGAGCUGCAUGCACCGGCUACCUCCUCAUAUCCGAGCCGAAGUAAAUCGCAUCAAGUCGGAGCUCCCUCCUCCCGUUGUCACGCUGCCAGGCUGCAGUAUUCAGGCCAUUCUCUGA
Molecule: messenger RNA, 291 nt
Organism: Symbiodinium necroappetens
Lineage: Eukaryota; Dinophyceae; Suessiales; Symbiodiniaceae
Source: the annotation of a GenBank genome assembly